AUGGGGACUUACCUCGCCAUGGACAUGAACCAUCACCUGUCGCCCUCAUUGCUGGGCUACAGCGCACCGGACUUCGACCCUUAUCCCUUCCCACCGGAAGACGAGCUUUACUUUCAACCGCCUUCGGGGCAGAUUCUCUCACCACAAUUGCAGCUUGGCAUAGUCCCGCCCCCUCCACCAUGCAAUUUCUCAGACUCCUCCGCCGGCGAAAAAGCAACCACACCGAGCUCUGAUUGCGUGAACUCUGAGAUCGUUCGCAAGACUGCGGCCAAGCCGAGACUGGAGCGAAGGGGACAUACGAAGAGUCGCAGGGGAUGUUACAACUGCAAGAGGAGGCGCAUCAAGUGCCAAGAGACACAACCAGCGUGUGGACAUUGCGUCAAGACGGGAUUGAAAUGCGAAUAUCCUUCUCUCCCUCAAAUCACCCAUCAACCUCACAACCAGAUCCCCAUAUUCAGUCUGCAAGAUAUGCGCCUCUUCCAGCACUUCCUCACCCAAUGCUACCCACAUCACCCAUUGAAGCAGGAAGAAGUUUGGACACACGAAGUACCCUGCAUCGCUCACAAUCACGAAUAUCUUAUGCAUGCUAUUCUCGGCUUUGCAGCAUCAGAACUUCAAUCGACAGAUAGCAGCCUCUUAACAGCCGCCGUGAACCAUCGAGUCAAGGCCAUCAAAGCCAUCAAGAAGCGCCUGGCUGAUGCCGCGAGAUCUAUCUCUUCUGCUGAGGAGACCAAUGCUAUGAUCGCCACCUGCUUUGCUCUUACAUUCCAAUCAGUCAGCUUGGAUGAUGGAUUGGCAGAGUUUAUGACCUUUAUCCGCGGUAUCUUGAUUGUGGGGAUGCAGAUGAUGUUCAGAGGUAUCAAACCUAUCUUCACGACUCUAAUGGACGAAGAGCAGAAGGAAAAGCUUUUGGAACCCCUGAUGGAAACCCUCCCCUUGAUCCAGAGGGGUUGGGCAGAUUCUGCUCUUGAGGCGAUCGGCAGUUUACGACCACUGUGCAUUGAGCAGGUACAGAUUGAGUAUUACGACAAGUUGAUGGACAUAGUACAGAAGCUCUACAUAAGUUCUUGGGAUGCGUACAAAGCACACGGACAACAGUACGGUUGGUGGAUGAUGCUUCCACACAGCGUCUUUCAGGAGCUCAUCAGCCCUGACAACCAAGUCAUUUUGCUUCUACACACACAUUGGAUUGCUUUGGGCGAGGUGAUGGCAUUUAUUACACAACAAGAAUAUGAGGUGCGGGAGAAGCACGCGUCUGGUGAAGGGCGCAAUAUCGACCCUGGAAUGCUUCGAUGGUUGCGGUACCUGAAUGCACGAGUCGACUAUGAACACCAGAUGUAUAACCAAUGGCCGAUGUGGGUGGAAGCGCAACUGGAUCGAGAUCUUUCAUUUUUUGGGAAGCUGAGAUAA
Molecule: messenger RNA, 1410 nt
Organism: Clonostachys rhizophaga
Lineage: Eukaryota; Fungi; Ascomycota; Sordariomycetes; Hypocreales; Bionectriaceae
Source: the annotation of a GenBank genome assembly